GGUACAGCCCAAGGCGGAAGCGGCUGCCUGAAGGAACCGGCUCGCGAAUGCAGCAAUGGCUGCGGGCGUACCCUGUGCGUUGGUCACUAGCUGCUCCUCCACCUUCUCUGGGGACCGGCUGGUCCAACGUGAGUAGAUAGGCGCCUGGGCCGACCUUCAAGGCCCCUGAGCCUCGGCGGACGACGGCCCCAGCACCACGGCCUCUGUGGGCCUUGUCACCGCCGCGGGCCCUGUGCUCUUCCUCCACUCGGUCUAGGCGCCUAGUCUCCCCAGAUAUCCUUGGAACAGAAGAUCUUACUGUGGAAGUGACUUCCAAUGAUGCUGUGAGGUUCUAUCCCUGGACCAUUGAUAAUAAAUACUAUUCAGCAGACAUCAAUCUAUGUGUGGUACCAAACAAAUUUCUUGUUACUGCAGAGAUUGCAGAAUCUGUCCAAGCGUUUGUGGUUUACUUUGAUAGCACACAAAAAUCGGGUCUUGAUAGUGUCUCCUCAUGGCUUCCACUGGCAGAAGCAUGGUUACCUGAGGUGAUGAUCUUGGUCUGUGAUAGAGUGUCAGAAGAUGGUAUAAACCGACAGAAAGCUCAAGAAUGGUGCAUCAAACAUGGCUUUGAAUUGGUAGAACUUAGUCCAGAGGAGUUGCCUGAGGAGGAUGAUGACUUCCCAGAAUCUACAGGAGUAAAGCGAAUUGUCCAAGCCCUGAAUGCCAAUGUGUGGUCUAAUGUAGUGAUGAAGAAUGAUAGGAACCAAGGCUUUAGCCUUCUCAAUUCAUUGACUGGAACAAACCAUAGCAUUGGGUCAGCAGAUCCCUGCCACUCAGAGCAACCCCACUUGCCAGCAGCAGAGAGUACUGCAUCCCUCUCAGAUCAUCUGGGUGGUGCAUCUAACACAGCAGAUGCCCAGGUUGAUAACCUUGUGGAUCCCAUGUUAGAUCUGGAUAUUCAAGAAUUAGCCAGUCUUACUACUGGAGGAGGAGAUAUGGAGAAUUUUGAAAGACUGUUUUCAAAGUUAAAGGAAAUGAAAGAUAAGGCUGCGACGCUUCCUCACGAGCAAAGAAAGUUGCAUGCAGAAAAGGUGGCCAAAGCAUUCUGGAUGGCAAUUGGGGGAGACAGAGAUGAAAUUGAAGGUCUUUCAUCUGAUGAAGAGCACUAAAUUAUUCAUACUAGGAUCUGACUAACGAAGAUGCUAGCUCUGUCUGAGAUUCCUCUCCACUCAGCGCAGUCAUAAUUUGCCAGAAUUGCCACUAUCAUGUCAGCUGCCUGACUUGUUUAUAGGGUCCCCUUAAUUUUAGUUUUUAGUGGGAGGUUAAGGAGAAAUCUUUUCUCCCUCAGUAUAUUGUAAGAGAGUGAGGAAUACAGUGAUAAUAAUGAGUGAGGAUUUCUUAAAUAUACUUUUUUUUUUUUAAUUCUAGGAAUGAGGGUAGGAUAAAUCUCAGAGGUCUGUGUGAUUUACUCAAGUUGAAGAUAACCUCCAGGCCAUUCCUGGUCAACCUUUUAAGUAGCAUUCCCAGCAUUCACAUUUGAUACUGCACAUCAGGAGCUGUAUCAUCUUUCCUGGGUGAUUUGGAUUUUCUCCAUUCAAGAAGCUUGUGUCUCUGAGGUACGAUGCUUUUAUUGGGAGGAAAGGAGGCAGCUGCAGAACUGAUGUGACCUGUAAUAAAGGUGGGGCCAAAGUUAUAGCUGCAACUUAGUCUCUACCUAAGAAAAUGCCUCUGGGCAUUUCUUUUGAAGUAUAGUAUCUGAGCUCAUGCUAGAAAGAAUCAAAAAGCCAGUGUGGAUUUUUUUACUGUAAUAAAUAAGGCAAAGAUUUCUAUUCCAGUGAGAAUAAAACCUCUCUGCUGAGUUGUGAGGGAUAUGUUGUAUGUUAGAGAGAACCUUAAGGAGUCUCUGUAUGGGCCAUGGAGAGUAUGUGAUAAUAUACUGUGAUUUUCAUGAAGAAACUCUUCUGCCUUAGAGUUCUCCCCUUCUGCUUGAGAUGCCAGAGGUGUGUUGUCAUACUUUAUACCCACAAAACAAGACACAUUUCCCCUUUAAAGCCAAACAGAGAUCACUGCCAAAGUGGGAACACUAAGAGGUGGGUGGGGAAGUGAAAUGUUAGGCAGUGAAUUCCUAAGCUGUCUUGAGAAACUUAGCUACUUCUCAGGUUCAUAGCUGUUCUCUGCCCUUCCAAGCCUGUGACCUUGGGGAACUAUCUUUUGUUCUUUAUCCUUUGUCUUGUUUGAAUGGGUCAGUCCCAGAGGAACUGAUAAGCAAAUGGCAGGUUUUUAAAGGAAGGGUGGAAAGUACAGCAAAUAAAAAUCCUUAUUUGUUUUUGUA
This is a messenger RNA of Callithrix jacchus (white-tufted-ear marmoset), 2311 nucleotides long. RefSeq names its product alpha and gamma adaptin binding protein (gene AAGAB). NCBI's taxonomy places the organism in Eukaryota, Metazoa, Chordata, Mammalia, Primates, Cebidae. The record is from RefSeq and is a predicted model, not a curated record.